This is a messenger RNA of Scylla paramamosain (green mud crab), 8295 nucleotides long. RefSeq lists its product as uncharacterized. The transcript is spliced from 10 exons. The record is from RefSeq and is a predicted model, not a curated record. NCBI's taxonomy places the organism in Eukaryota, Metazoa, Arthropoda, Malacostraca, Decapoda, Portunidae. Bases 25 to 1581 code for a protein of 518 amino acids.
UCAGGGCAGUCAAGACAUCCAGACAUGACAGCCACUGCUAAUGAGGCUGGGGGUGGCUUCCUGCGCACCCGCCUCAGGUCGGCUCUCCACACCUCCAAUGACCUUCUCUCUGGUCUUUCCUCCAAUAUCUCCCGCCUUUCUGUCUUCUCUGUGGCCUCAGGGAACUCCAAUGCCUCCUCUGAGCGUUCCCCACCUCCCCAUGCUCCAACCAAUGCCCCUGAGAAGCCCCCAAGCACCCCACCCCUACAGCUCCCCUCUAGCCCCGAGGAGAGCCACCGGUCCCCCACCAUGAAGGAGAUGAUCAAGGAGACCUUCAAACUGGAGAACUUAAGGGAGCUGCGACCAACACUAGAGGAGCUCAUGCAGUCAGAGUCAUCCUCGGAGCCCUCUACCCUACCCACGGACACCCCAGACUCCCCUAAGACUGGCUUCCGUUACCAUCUCAACCACCUCAACCAGGCCAUUCCCAAAAAGCUGGUGGACUAUAAGCAACUGGCCAUCAGGACCUUGAGUGGGGAGGCAGGUGAUGGGCCACCUGGGGCAGCAGAGGAUGUCAAUGCCUGUGCCAUCAAUGUGGAAUGUGUUGAUGAUAAGACAGAAGGAAAUGCAGAGGAGACAAAGGAUGUUGUGGAGGGAGCCAGCACUGGUCUCUCAUCUCGCUCUUUCAACUCAAUGCACUCCUUGUAUGCCACUGGGCCAGAUCCAUACGACAAGCUCAAGUACAGGCCAGAUAUCAUCAGCAGUGGCACUCCCAGUGAUGGUGAGGGCCUGGGGCACUCCACAAGUAUGGACUCCACAGACUCAGAUCCACAUAAAAAGCUGUGGAUAAGAUCUGUAGGAUCCCAGACAUCCCUGCAGUCCUGGGCCUCCAGUCUCUCCUAUGACAGCCAGGCAGAGGAUUACAAUGAGCCCAAGGAGUUCAUGAGGAAGUUUGUGGAGGAAGUGUUCAAGACACCACACAUGAUAGACAUUGACAAAAAGGCGCGCUUUGGGGAGCUGGCACAGACAGAGCAGGGACGGCUGUGGUUUGCACGCUGCAUCAAUGCCAAGCGAUGCUGCAAGUGUGUGACAGAGGCAAGUUUCUUCUCCCUCAUCCAGCACUUUUCAGUAAUGCUGUUUGAGUGCAAUGAGGCUGAGGAUUUCUCCCCUGCCAAGAGUCUCAUGAACAUGUGCUUCACCUACUACCAUGAAGCUCUCACACCAGGAGGCCAGAAUCGCACCAAGGAAUUCCUUUACUCAUACCUCCGCCAACAACCCAUCUGGCGCUCCAUACGCUUCUGGAAUGCAGCAUUUUUUGAUGCUCUCCAGUGUGAACGUUCGCUGCGUCCUGUCAUCACCCGGGAGGAGGUUGAGAGUAACCGACUGCAGGCAGUGACAGAUGAGUUGCACUACCAGGAAAACAUUACUUUUGGACAACUGGGCACCUUCACUUGUAACAUGCAUGCGUUUGGCCUCUCCAAGGACAUGGUGAAUGAAUUCUUGCGAAAACAAGUGACGAUUGCCAGCCUGCGGCCAGACCAGGUAAAGCUGCUGCGAGAGAAUGUGGAGCGUAUGUACAGUGGUAAGCAGGAGUGGCAGUAAGAGGAGGCUGUGCUGAGGAAGAUUCUUACAGCAUGUUGGCUCACCUUCACCACAGCAAUGAGACACAUUAAUUUAAGAAUACAAAUUUCAGUGACUGUAGUAACAACAUGUUCCUGAUACUUUUAUACAUUGCAGGUUUCAUGAAUUUUGCUCCCUAUUUACUGAAAAUGAACCUCAUCUGAGGCUCCCACUUGUUGCUGUGAAGGUUAAAAUCAGCACAAGCUUGAUGAAUAUCACUUACUUAGCUUUAAAUGAUAAGGUGUAUAAAAUUGUAUUUAUUUUUCUGUGUUCUGAAUUAGAGUUUUCAAGCUUAAGAAAAUUCUGUGAUCUUUAAUAGACAUUACUUGGUAUAAAAUCUAAUUUUUCAAUGAUGCUACAGUUAUGUCAAAAAUUGUGUGCCAUUCACGUCAUUUAAUGUGGACAGAGUGUCUUGAAGUGUAUGCUUGCUGUACCUGUGUUGUGGGGGUGCCAACAUUCACCAGGGAGGCUUAGUACUCUUGUAGUGUUUGGUCAUCUCUUUAAUACCUUGGCAAAAUGAGCUAUUUAUUGGCUGCAGCCUCCCACACUAUUUUUACUCUAUAUUGCCUCAGGUGUUUUGAUGCAGUAAUAAUGUUAUCAAUAUUAUUUUAUAAUAGCUUAAGGAAGAAUAGAUUUGGGGCAAGGCUUAAAUAUGCAAACCAAUUUAUAUCUUGCAAUUUGAGUAUUCAGUAUCAUCAUCAUCAUGAAGGUGUCAACAGUGAUGAUGAUGAUAAUGAUGAUGAUGAUGAUGAUGAUGAUGAUGAUGAUGAUGAUGAUGAUGAUGAUGAUGAUUAUGAUGAUGAUGAUGGACUAUUUGACAUAACCUUUGAGUGUAUUGGUUCAGAGAAUCUAGACUUUAUAAGGUUAGAAUGCCUUUGAUUUUGUAAUUAGAUUAUAUCCAGAGAUAAGAUAUUUAAAUUCAGAAAUCUUUGACAAACAGGAAGCAGUAGCAGAAGAGAGAGAGAGAGAGAGAGAGAGAGAGAGAGAGAGAGAGAGAGAGAGAGAGAGAGAGAGAGAGAGAGAGAGAGAGAGAGAGAGAGAGUGCAUACAGGUAUAUGUGUGUUUGUCAUUGGAACCAAAUGAUGUAUCCAGAGGCCUUAUUCCAAAAUUACCUUCUCUGGUUUAUGAUACAUAUACAGUAAUAUGAAAACUAGGCCUUAAUAUGAAAGUAGAAUUUUUAACUUCAUGUAAUCUUUUAUUAACUCAGAUCUUGCUUGACAUAGCUCCUCAUGCUAGAAUCUUUGCAACCUAUACUUAGAUUUUUUGACUUUCUGGGAAAUACGCAUAUUACUAAAGCUAUAAUGCAUAUUAUAAAGAAUCCUUUUCUGCAUAAUUUCAUUCAGUCUUUCUCUAGGACUGUUUGGGUAUUCAGCAUAUUAUCAGUGAAGAGUGGUGUACAUGUAUGAACCUUUGGGACUAUGUACAGUAUAAGGUUCAGAGUUGCCAAGCUGUUCAGUAAGAGUUGCACUUUGUACUCUUACAGCCAUAACUAUGCAGGAUAGCUGUGACUCCACUUUCUUGUGUGACCUAUCUAUUUUGUGGAGAGGGAGAGCCAUAUGAUGCACAGAGUUUAUUUGCACCUGGUAGAGAAAGUACUCCCAAGAGUGCGUACCUUUUAUCUACCAGAUAUGAUUCAGGAAGCUCCGUACUUAUUAUGUUUGUGAUUUAUAGCUUGUAUAUAAGGUAGGGUAAGUUUAGGAUAGAAAUAUUCUGUACAGCAUCUUUCUCUCAGGCUUUUUUUUUCUCCAUGGUCUCAUUCAGUGCUACUGCUCACUACUGUAAUACAUACAUACUACUAUUUUCUCAGCUCCUUAUCUUUUUUGUAUUGGAGCCUUUUAAGAUAACACAUAUAUUUCUAUUACAAGUCGCUCAUACAUAAUUGCAAAUUUUACCAUAUCACACACACACACACACACACACACACACACACACACACACACACACACACACACACACACACACACACACACACACACACACACACACACCUAUCAAGUUGUGCAUACACACCUAUUUAGUUGUGCAAACACAGUUCUAAAAAUGGAGUUAUAGGUCACUGGAAUAUAUCACUAAGGGAAAUUAUAUGUGCAAACAGAUUAUAUAUAAAUUAAAGAAAAAUAUGGUAAUUUGAUGUAAAAACAGACAUGAUAAACUUGACUUUCUCCUGUAAAAAUACAAAUAGAUAAACACACACACACACACACACACACACACACACACACACACACACACACACACACACACACACACACACACACACACACACACACACACACACACACACACACACACACUGGGCAUGGUGAGGCAAAUGGAUGAGCUUCUUAAUGUGUAGCCCCUAUUCACCUAGCAGCAAAUAGGUACGGGAUGUAACCUGAGGGGUUGUGGCCUCACUGUCCCAGUCUGUGGUGUGUAAGUGGUCUCAGUCCUACCCAAAGAUUGGUCACUGUGAGCUCAGCUCUUUCUGUAGGGUAAUGGCUGGCUGGGUGACCAGCAGAUGACCAUAAGUGAAUGACACACACUGCUGUAGUAUAGAAGACCAUCUAAUAAAGCAAAAUAGUACAUAAGAGCAAUUUUAAACGAUGAGCCUCUUGUAUUCCUUUGGUCUGGGGUUAAGGAUCAUAGUUUCUGAUUCACCAGACCAGAGUGGAAUGUUCUUUGCUAGCCCUCAUUUGUUUUAUAGUAAGUUUGCUCCUGUUCAUUGCCGGAGUCUUUUCAGCUGGUAAAAACACUGUUAUCUGUAAGGCUUACUAUACAUAAAGGAAUACUACCUACUACAUAGAUAUAAGAAAAAUUUUCAAUCUUCUGAAGCUUGAUUCAGAUAUAAAGGAGCUGCAGAAUUAUCAUGUUAUCCAUUUAUAUACAUUGAAGUUUUGUGCUGGACAUGUCAGCAACAAAAUUCUUGGGAUGAUAGUUAUGAUAGUUUCUUAGUACAGUACAGUAUAUAAUAAUCACAAAUAUUUUAAGUUAGGUAAGUACUAGACAGAGAAAAGACAAUUCCAAAGUUAUAGAUUUGUUUACACCUCAGUGACACAGUGAUAUAAUGAUAAUAUAACAUGAAGACUGAAUGCUGUACAGGAUACCGAAUUACUGUUCCACUGUGAUCAUAAAUGUUUAGGUUAGAUUAUUAGUUCCCCUCAAGGUCAGCUGCCUACAGCUGGAUUUGUGGUGCAUGGCCAAAAGAAGGUCCAGUAUGCACACUAUCUGUUUUGUGUAAUAUUUUACAAAAUGGGUUUGGCUCUCUAGUGACAUCUCAUUGUGUGGUGUAGCUGUAAGGGGAUUGUAUAAGUAGUAUCACUUUGUUUGUUGUUAAGUUGUUGGGUCUCCCUUUAACUUUCCAUUCACUGUUUGAUGUUGUAUGAAUGUGUCAUGUUUAGUGAUGUGUGUGUCACAUGCAAAGACACAUACAGUGGCAGAAGUGUUUUUCUGUGGUACAUUUACUUUUGUGUGCAAUUUCCCAGUUAUAUGGUAAUGGGUGUUAGGUGCACACUGUAUUCAUUGUCUUUCAAAAUGUAAAAAAUGCAAACCAAGUUUACAAACUGUAACCUGAAAUAUGAUGUUUAUUUUUAUGGAGUUGUAAUAAUUCAGGAGACAUUCCAUGAGGUAAAGACCUUGCAUGGUAACAUGAAGGGUGUUAUUUAUAAGGGCUUGCUGUGUUCAUGAAGGAUGUGUAUUCUGUUCACUUAUAUGUAAACACAGUGAUGGGUGAGAUAUGAGAAUGUACCCUGCAUAAUGUCAAAUAUAAAAACUUCCAAGAAAAUAUUCCAGGAAUCAUAUAUGGAAUUAAUUGUCAGUACAACAGAGAGUUCCUGAAAAGGUAGGCAUAAUGUGUCAUUUAAGAACAUGCAGUGAAACCUAAGGUGUCAAACUACAAAUUCAUUAUGCAAUUUAUGCUUCUGUGAACAUUUUAAGUAAACUUGCAGGAUGAGUCUCAGCAGGGACUUCAUAUGUUGGGUAUGAAAUAUUCCUAUUCAUCUGAGAUCAUAAAUGAGGUACAUUGCCUGAUACCCAAGGAAUCAGCUUUAGAAUAUGAAAUGUAUAGUAGAUAUUUAUUCAGUAUGUGAUGGUGAUGGAAACAGCACAUGGCUUCAUCUUAUAUUACAGAAAUCUUAGUAUGCAAUACAAGAUUUUUUUUCUUUACCUAAUACAAUUGUGUUUGAUGCAAACGUAACUUGUUCAGCAUAAUGUAUUUAGAAUGAUAUUAGUAGUCAUCAGUAAGGUUGUCAUUUCAUGCAGUUCUUUUAGAAAGAUUCAAUGUUUGAAUCAACUGUAAAAUCUGACAGUGAGGUACCAUUUUCAUGCUUUGUGUAAACCACAAUAGUACUGGAAUGUUUUGCACUGGUGGUGAGGACACAGUCAUUGCUGUUAGAUUUCCCUUUAAACAAAACACAAGAGCACCAUGGUUUUAGUUUUCUUGUUAAAUGUACUAGUGAAUGGUUUGGAAGACAUGGGUAGAGUUCCUUGUAGUUUGGAUGUUUAGUAAUGUUCUUUAGGUUAAUGUAUGGGUAGUUUACAGUUAUGUUUAUUAAAUGUAUACAAUGAAUAAUGGAUGAUAGCCUAGUGUGUGUACUACAGUAAUAAUGAGUCAUAAGAUGCAAGGCUUGGUGAGAGGCAAGUGUUGUCACAUGUAGGUGGUAGUGUGUCCUCCCACAUCCUACACUAUAUUCCUUGAUGAGAGGGUGUAGAGAGGCUCAGGCAUUGGUAACAAAAGGCUUAGAAAAGUACUGAUAAAACUUAUUGUCUGAUUUCCUUUUUUUUUUCCCUGAUUUGUGACUCAUUCUUUGUGGCAAUAUUUUUUUUUUAUCUUUUGUGUGAAUAUAUCUGCAUUAUUGAACUUUGUUACAUGAUUCUCAGUACAUGACCAUUGUGUCAUGAUGGAAGUGGAGGUAGAUGGAUGGAACAUUGAGGAGCUUACCUAAUGAUGGCAGAAUUUUAGGGACAAGAAUGGCAUUAUGGUUUACUUUGAAUGGGUUCCAUCUUUUUGAGUACUGAAGCACCUUUCAGCAAAUACUAUUGGAUGACUGGUGACACCUAUUAUGCAACAUGGUGAAAAGUAUGGGCUGUAGUUAAAUUCAAAUUCUAUACUGCCAUUGAAAUCAAAAUACAUUUCAUAUAGAGAAUUAAAAACACUGUCAAACAGUCAAUUGAAUUUGAUCUUAUCAGUGAGUAUAUAUAUUUCAGAUUGUGAGACUACUACUGUUUCUUUGAUGCUAUGUACAGUUGGUGUAGUCUGGAAGUAUAUGUAUUGGAGAUGCAGUGUUUGUUUGUCUUCAGUACUUGAAUAAUGAAAUAUGUAUAUAAUUUCAAUGUGUGGUUGGAGUGUUGAGACAGUCCCCUCAUUACUUUGCAUUUGGAAUAGGGGAAGCCAGGAAGUUACUAUUGGCUGGAGAAGGUAGAAAUCCGUCCUAGUUAAGUGGGUGUAGUGGAUGGCAGAACUCGUCUUUAUUGUUAGGUCUGUGUCUGUGUCUCUCUUUGGGUGGUGAUGGACAUGGUUAUAACCAUUUGUGUUUUAGUCUGUGAUAGUAGUCCUCUUUGAUGGCCUUCUGUUUAGGUAAAUGCCUUUUGUGUUGGCACUGAGGUGCGAUGGACUGUGGAUGAAAGGCUAAGGAUGCUUGCACUGCCCUUUUGCUAGUUGAUCUGUGAAUGAAGAAAUGGAAUGAUAUAUUGGUCCCGUGAUGAUUAUGCAAUGAGGGUAUCCUUGAUUUAAUGGAAGAUUGCAUGCUAAAUUGUAAAUCAAGAAAAUUAAGAAAAUGCAUGAAAAUAUAUAGAAAAAAAAAUAUUGUAAAUCUAACCAGGGUAUCCCAGAUUCAAGAAAAGUUUGCAUGAUGUUAAAUUGUAAGGAAAAAAAAUGCAUAAAGAACAUUUUGCUUUUGAUAUCACAUAGGAAAGAAUGACUAUAAACCUAUCCUAGUUUUAUGUAAUAUGGGUUUUCUGAAUUCAAGGAAAGAUUGUAUUAUAUUAAACUGUAAGCAAAGGGGAACAAAAAAUGGUAUGCAUGAGGAAUAUUUUGCCUUUAUUUUAUUUUAUCUUAUGAAGAAAAGUGUUAACCUAUCCCAUGAUCUAAAUAGCACAUAUUGAACAUGUCUUGAUUUUAAGAAAAAAAGUUACUGUUAUUCUUACUCAUGAAUUAUGCAUAUAUGUUAAAGGUAAAAUAUGUUGUUUAUAUGAAAAAGUAGAUAAAACAGGGGGGAGGGAACUGAAGCAGGAAGGUAGCAGGAAUGAAGGAGGAAGAUUGUGAGUUUACAUAUUAAAAGCUGUCUGGGAUUUGCAACUACUUCUGUGCUAACUGUUGCUGAGAGUCAAGUAAUGGGGAAUAAGCAGAGAAAAGCUAUGGUGUGUGUUCUGCAAGUGUGGUUUGCCCAUUACAAGACAAUCAGCUUGACUUUUUACUCAAAUUCGGUUUCAUUUUCCAGAAAUGCUUUAAUAUCAAAAUUACAUGUAUCAUUAUAAAGGAGACUAUGUUGAAAUAAGAAUGUUUCUAUGACAAUAUCAAAAGUUCAUGUCAGGACGUUUGGGUGGAGGGAGGAGGAUUGAAGGGUAGGGUUGGAUGAGUGAGCCUAGGAGACCCACCUCCCUAUCACUCCCCCACCCACCCUCACCACCUACCAUUGUUGUUGUUACUAUUGUUGUUGUUGACCUUUGUAGAGAAAUAUUGAUUCAUGUAAACAAACAAAUAAAAUGUAUUUCAAAUUUCAA